UCCGAAUCUCUUUGCCUGAUGUACCAACAAUCUAACUUUUUUCUCACGAUUACCUCGUUGCUAAGGGACAACAGUACCAAAGCAUUUGAUGUUUGGCUUUCUCCAUUUCUAUUUAUAAUCCCCCCAAAAUAUAAAUGAUACGUGACCUCGUAUCCCCUCUCAGGCUCUGUAAAACAUUGCUCUUCUUGUCCUCUCUCCUCUUCAUUAAGAAGCAAGGUGAAGGCAAAUGGCCGGCGAUGAGGUGCAGGAGCCGCGCCAUUCUCCGCUGCGGAAGGGCUUGUACACUCUUUUCAUGAUUUUUAUUGCUAUACUUUCAAUUACGUUCACGUACUACCUCCUCUUUUCGAACUCCUCUGGCUCCGACUUGACCUCCUGCCCUGCUUUCGCCGGUAGUUCUCCGGCCAUCAGUAGAAGGGAUCAGGGAGGUCUAUCAAGGAGUGACUCUUAUAUUCGACUUCCUGGAAUGUUGUCAAAUUCUAAAAAUGAGUAUUUAUUAAAAGGACAAUGUGAUAUUUUUUCUGGACAAUGGUUAAGCGACCCUUCAGGACCUGCAUACACCAACCUUAGCUGCAAUUUUAUUGAAUCUCCUCAAAAUUGCUUGAGAAAUGGCAGGCCAGAUAAAGAUUACCUUUACUGGAGAUGGAAGCCUUAUGGUUGUGAGCUGCCCCCUUUUGAUCCAUUUAAAUUUAUGGAUGCAAUGAAAGAUAAAACGUGGGCCUACAUUGGUGAUUCAAUUUUCCGAAAUCACAUGCAGUCAAUGAUUUGCCUUCUCUCCAAGGUUGAGGAGCCCGUUGAAGUCUACCAUGACAAGACUUACAAAUCUCGGACUUGGUACUUUGUCAACCACAACUUCACUAUUUCCCUCAUCUGGACACCAUUCCUAGUCAAGUCUGAGCUAUUCGAGGAUGAUGAAGGCAAAGCAAAAUCUGAAGUUCACCUUCACCUUGAUAUCCUUGAUGAUAAAUGGACAAGCCAAUACAAUAAAUAUGAUUAUGUGAUCUUUUCUGGUGGCCAAUGGUUUCUCAAAGCAAUGAUUUUGUGGGUGCAUAACACCACUGUUGGUUGCCACAACUGUAACAACCACAACUUAAAGGAGCUGGGCGUCUACUGCCCUUACCGCAAAGCUCUCCAGACGGUCUACGAGUUCAUGACCUCCUCUGAUCACAAGCCCCUCAUCUUCUUUAGGACAUGGACACCAGAUCAUUUUGAGUAUGGGGAGUGGUUUAGUGGAGGGAUAUGCAAUAGAACUAGGCCAUAUAGUGAGGGAGAAUAUAAUGGAAAGCCCAUCGACCAUGUGAUGAGAACUAUUGAAAUUGAGGAGUUUGACAAGGCGACACUCAUGGCUUCAAAGAGUGGAGCUCGUCUGAAAUUGCUGGAUACUUUCCAUCUUUCUGUUUUAAGGCCUGAUGGGCAUCCAGGCCCUUAUCGUACCUUCAAUCCUUUUGACAAGGACAAGACUGCUAAAGUUCAGAACGAUUGCCUUCAUUGGUGCUUGCCUGGGCCUAUCGAUACGUGGAAUGAGUUGGUCAUGAAGAUUCUGUUUGAUGAAAGUGGUAUAAGCUAUAGUUGACUGAGAUUGCAUCAUAUUAUCACAUUCUAUUUGUCUUAUGUAGAGCAAAAAAUUGUGUUUGACACAUUCUAUUUUGAACAAUACCCUUGCUCAUCUUUGUUCUUGUCUUCAAACAUGUAAUAUGUUUGCAUUUACACUGCAUCUUUAUCUAGUUGUGCUCUACUACUCUUGUUGAUUGAGAAAUAAAGUUUGAUGCUUUUUCAACAUGAGAAAC
Phalaenopsis equestris is the source of this 1784-nucleotide messenger RNA. RefSeq names its product protein trichome birefringence-like 26. Gene Ontology annotation, molecular function: O-acetyltransferase activity. The record is from RefSeq and is a predicted model, not a curated record. The coding region runs from base 227 to 1570 and encodes 447 amino acids. The transcript has 4 exons. NCBI's taxonomy places the organism in Eukaryota, Viridiplantae, Streptophyta, Magnoliopsida, Asparagales, Orchidaceae. Gene Ontology annotation, cellular component: Golgi apparatus.